AUCUGAAUCGCCUCGAUGCCGUCUUCUUGGAUGCCGAGUACCGACAAACUACCUACCUCCCUCCACCAGCUUUAUAUAGGCACCGUGGAAACGGCAGAGAACAGAGCAAUGGCGGAAAGAAGGUGGGAGGAAUUGAACUUUGAUUGCUUGGUUUCCAUAUUCUCAAAAUUAGGGUUAGAAGAUCUCACUACCGGAGUUCCCUUGGUCUGCAAAUCCUGGCAUGUCGCCUCCUUAGAUCCCCAAUGCUGGAAAACCCUCGACUUCCAUGAUCUCGAUUUCACCUCCAACAGCAAAUGCAUAGCCAGAUUCAAGCAAGAAUACGGAAUCCCCAAUUUCUCGUUCGCCUCUUUCAUGAAGCUCUCCAUUUCAAGGAGCCAUGGAUCCGCCGUCAAGCUCUCGAUUCCUUCCACGAUCAGCUCUCCUCUGCACCAGGAUCUGAUUUUAGCUUCAAUUGAGUGCCCUAGGUUAAAGGAAUUGGCUCUGCCAACUCUGCUGCGCCAAGAUGAUAGACAGAUCCCUGGAUUGAUGGCGAGAUGGAAGGAUCUGGAGAUUCUGGAGAUGAAAUGGAAGCCUCUUUAUUUCCUGGAAUUGGUUGAAGAGAUCAGGGCGAACUGCCCUAAAUUCACGGGGUUUCAUCUCUGCGGCUAUUUUGAUGGGAAGGAUGCGAAAGCCAUUGUUGAGUGCUUGCCGAAGCUGAGGAGUUUGAAUAUGAGUGGUUCCUUUGUGAAAAGAGAUGAUUUGGUGAUGAUAUUGGAGGGAUGCAGGGAGUUACAGGACGUUGAUGUUUCGAGAUGCAGGGGAUUUGAUGCGGAAGAUGAAAUCUUGAAGAAAGCUUCAUCUGGAAUCAAGAAAUUUGUGUGCGAGGGUUCCAAGGUGCAGGAAAAUUAUGUUACUUCUUAUUGUAAUUAUGCUAAUUUGUUUUCUGCUUUCAUUUUUGGAGAUUACUAGUUAUGUAAAAUCAAAUUAUGGUGAUUUUUCCUCCUCCUCUGCCUCCAACCUCGGGUCCUCCUCUCAAAAAAAUAUUACCUCAGG
Molecule: messenger RNA, 1032 nt
Organism: Phalaenopsis equestris
Lineage: Eukaryota; Viridiplantae; Streptophyta; Magnoliopsida; Asparagales; Orchidaceae
Product: F-box/LRR-repeat protein At3g48880-like
Exons: 2
Coding region: 16-948 (310 amino acids)
Molecular function (GO): protein binding
Source: RefSeq, a predicted model, not a curated record